GAGAAAGGAAGGAGGAGGAGAAGGGAGAGAAAAAAGGAAAUGGGGCGGGCAUUAAAUCAACUGCUGAUGUGAGACUGUGAGCUGUUCACAAGCAAGUUGCUGUUUACUGUAUCUUUAGUGUUUCUGGAGGGUUGCUGGCAAUUGACAACCUUACACAGAAAGAAGACAUGUCUUCUCCUCCCAAAGAGAAAAUGGACACCAAAGGCGGUCACCUUCCUGCUGUGAAGGCUGGUGGGAUGAGGAUAGUGCAGAAACAUCCUCACUCACCUCAUGCAGAAACUAAGGAAGACAAAGAUAAAGAUGAAGAGAACUGGGAAAGUGGCAUAGUGCAACCUAAACCAACAUUGAUUAUUUCGGGAGCUGUUGCAAGGGGUGACAAGGAUUUUCCCCCAGCGGCAGCCCAAGUAGCUCAUCAAAAACCUCAUCCAUCGGUAGAAAAGUUGCCUUCUGCUCACCAUAUGAACCACCACAUCCAUCAGCCUCGCAAGUGAAGGGUGAAAUAUUAAUAAAUGUGCAGUUUCAGUCACCAAUUGCCAAAAAAAUAAAGAAUUAAAAUCUGAUCCAUAUCCUGAUCUACCACAACAGUUUAGCACUUGUUUAGUAACAAUGUUAUGUUGGACCUUCUCUACUUGUUAACUUUAUAUGAUUUUUUAAUAUAUUGAAAUCCUUUAGAUCCUUGUGAUAUUCCAGCUGUAUUCUCUAAAUUUUUCUAAUUCGGUACAAAUUGUUCAUGAAUUUAGUAGAUUUUCUAUUAUUUUUUUUUAAUCAUUUUUACCCUGACUCCUGUUAGAGUCAGUCUCGAACAUAUGAUCUCUCAGUGCAGUGCAUUUGAGGUAAUGUAAUAAUAGCAUGGUCCCGUUCUGUCAGGUAGCAUGUACAACCUUUUAUUACAUUACCUCCAAAUUGUUUAUACUCUCAGGCAUUUCAGUUCAAUUAAAAAAUGUACUUUUAAUAUUUUCAUUAUCAAACACAUAUCACCAGAAAUGAAAUGUAAUAGUUAGUACCAGAUAGUCUACAAAGAAUUAGUAUGUGGAACUCAAGUGAAACUUCAUACUACUGCAUAAUUGUUAAUUAGCUUUUUUACAGAAAAAAAGGUGAAAUGGUAUGUAAUAUCUUCCUCCAAAGUUUAGGAAUCCUAAUAGAAUCACCAAUAGAUCAAUUGUUUGUAUUCUAUCUUUUUAAAAACAGCUGUAUUAGGAGCUGUUUCUGCUACUGACCACAUCAGCAGUCAUCAAAAAUAGACACCGAUCAGAUGUCACCAGGGUCGGACUGGGCUCUUGUGGGCCCCGGGUCUCUUGGGCCCCGCAGGCCCAGAUCCUUCGAUUUCCCCGCUCCUUCCUGCUGCGACUACAUGCACACAAUCGCACGGUGGCCCCAGUACGACCCUGAAUGUCACUUAUCUGUAGAGAGCAUGGCCACCACCCUUCUGAUUUUAUGAUGGUCAAAUCUUCACCAGUCAGAUGCAGCUGAAAGAACUAGCACUUUUAUCAGAAUUCCCCUACACUUUUGGGAGAACUUUACAUCCACUUUAAGGGACACUUAACAUUUACAUUCCAUUUAACAGCAAAAGAGAUAUACAUUUGGUGAUAUGAGGAUCAGUUUUGAGUUUGUUUUUUUAAAGUUAUACCAACAGCUAAUGUCAUUACAGCAGUCAAAAAAAAUCAAACAUUGUGAGAUAAAACAUUUUUAUAGUUAACUUUUUAAAGAGGCUAUUUAAUGAAAUGUAAAAAGUUUGCUACAGGUCUAAUCAGCAGGUAGCAUUCACCUGUUUAGAAGCAAAUAUCUUAUUGGUUGCUAUGGAUUACCAUACCUAGCCUAAUUUAGUGCUUUUUAUUACUGAGUGUGUUACAGUGUGUUCUGCUGUUGACUUUAGUAGUUGUUUUUUAACUCCUUAUUCUUUUGAUUCAUAAUCAACAGGUGUAUAAUAAAAAUUGCUGUGUAUCGUUACAAAUGUAUUGCUUUGGUGAUAGUGGUCAUAUAAUUUUUUACUGUUAACAGUGAAUAAAAAUUACAGAGUAAAAAAAAAAAAUAAGAUUUGGAUCUAAAAUUGCAUAUUCAAAAUUAAAGCCAUUAAAAUUUAGAUGUAUAAUCUAUUCUGAAGACAUUGUGAUUUCAAUGUAUAUUUCCUUAUUUUGACUAAAGCAAUGACAGGGACCAAAAUGGCUAAAGUUUUUGUGCUGUUUUUCUUUCAAAACUUCAAUGCAUGGCAAUUGUUCAUACUGCCCUGAAUGCUGCAGUAGCCAUUUAUGCCCUAGUAUGCCACACUUGUUUGCCUGGUGUAAAUUCUAAUUGUUUCAAAUUAAUUUUGUAUAAAAGAGCCUAAUUUAAAUAACUUUUUAUGGUGUAGCUUAAAUAAUGAUCUUCUUUAUUGAAAUACAGACAUUUUAUUUCUUAAAACAUAAUAUUGUUCAAUGUUAAUAUAGCAAACUGCUAGGAAAAGAAGAUAGAUUAUCAAGUUUGAUAACCUUCAGAUUAAAGGAUUUGUGCUAAAUACCAGAAUAAUAUGUCAGCAGAUCUUUUAAUUCAUCAAAUUGGUUGGAAAUAAAUCUUUAGUAAACCCUUACAGGUUUUAAAGGGACAGAGUACCUUUAGGUAACAUCUGUUUCAAAGCGCACAAAUAACAUCAGUUUUAAUUUCCUUUUUUGUACAGUUUAUCUAAACUGUAGGUUUCAAGAAUGAUUGUAUUUUUCUACCUCUCAUAAAUUUGCUAUAAGGUAGGUUUGCCAACCUGAACUAUUAAACUGCUGUCAGCGAAAUGCCAGCAACUAACAGUCUGUCACAGACUUUUGUAAAGCUCCAGGAGCAUGUUUAGUUGGAAAGAAAGAUUAUCAUGCUACCGAGCACUGUAAAUGUAUUAUCAAAGUAAUUAAUCUGACUUACUGAUCUGUGCUACUGGAAAAUAUGGGAGGGAGAAAAAUUCAUUAUUAAAACUUAAAUAAUAGAGAACAGUAGAGAAAAGGCUUAUUUUGUGUGUGCUAUUUGAAACUGAUAAAUGAAGAACUACCCAUUUAACUCUCUUAAACUACAGUGUGCCCUGGCAGAUUUUCAUCUAAACCAUUUAAUAUCUUAAACAUGUAAAUAUUUAUUUUGUUGUAUUAUUGUGUUUUAAUUGACCUAUAAUUUUAAACCUUGUCCGAAACAUCUAUGUACAACCUGAUAUAGCCUCCUCAAUAAGCGUGGCUCUGUCUAGUUUUAGGACUGCCAACAUCCAGUCAUGGACACAUAAAUAUAAAACAAAUAUAUUAAGUCAAUAAGAGGAAUAUUUUUUGAACCAAAUACAUCUCAAUUUUUAGUAGUACAUAGGCAUGGUGAUAAAUCAAUAUAAAUACCAGUGUUUUGAUACCUUUAAUACAAUUCACCCAUUUCUAUCAAUAUUUUUAAAAGUAUCUGUUUACGAACAGGGCACUAGACACAUUUUGUGCUACAUUAGAUUCAUUUUCCAAAUAGCUAUGAAAGAGUUAUUUCUAAGAUGCGUACAUGGAUCAUUUAUGCUAUCCGAUAAUUCAUAUUCAUUUAAUAAAAGCAGGUUUGCAUAUAAUGGACUGUGUCAAUUUUCUUAAAUUAAAUUCUUCAUUUCAGUA
This is a messenger RNA of Xenopus laevis (African clawed frog), 3581 nucleotides long. It is a transcript of the gene dap.L, whose product is annotated as death-associated protein L homeolog. Gene Ontology annotation, molecular function: death domain binding. Gene Ontology annotation, biological process: negative regulation of autophagy; apoptotic signaling pathway; cellular response to amino acid starvation. NCBI's taxonomy places the organism in Eukaryota, Metazoa, Chordata, Amphibia, Anura, Pipidae. The coding region runs from base 168 to 491 and encodes 107 amino acids. The transcript has 4 exons. The record is from RefSeq and is a predicted model, not a curated record.